Molecule: messenger RNA, 3045 nt
Organism: Fusarium coffeatum
Lineage: Eukaryota; Fungi; Ascomycota; Sordariomycetes; Hypocreales; Nectriaceae
Exons: 4
Coding region: 1-3045 (1014 amino acids)
Biological process (GO): transcription by RNA polymerase III
Cellular component (GO): transcription factor TFIIIC complex
Molecular function (GO): protein binding
Source: RefSeq, a predicted model, not a curated record
AUGUCUGAGACUCCAGCCAAGCGUCAAAAGGUCGACGGCCAUCCCCGAGCUCCCAACGACCUCUCUUUCGAAGACUUUGCACCUGAUGGAGACCUUGUCUUCGUUGUCCAGAGCGAAACUCGAGUGCGAGUUCGUUCUGCAGUUAUGAUGGGAGCUUCAUCUGUCUUUAAUGCUAUGCUCGGACCAAACUUCAAGGAAGGUCGCGCCCUGGCUGAGGCAAGCUCUGCACCUGUUGAGAUCCAAUUUCCAGAAGACGACCCUGAGCCUUUCGGAUGGAUCUGUCGUGCUUUGCACUGCCAGGCUUCUACAAAGCUCUGGGAACCUACAACCAACCAGCUCGCAACUGUCUGGACGUUGAUUAACAAGUACGAUCUGAAAGAUAGCAUGCAACUUUCUCUCUCAUUUUGGACAAGCAAGCGAGUCUACUGGGAAGCCGAAAUCAGGGAACUCUGGCUAUUGGCACAGAUCUCUUUAGCGAAUGAAGACAACGACUCAUUCACAGCUGUCACUCGCAAACUCAUCUUGAACACGUCAGCCUCGAUUUACGACGCGGCUUCUACAAUGGAAGAAAACCCUUCCAUCAUCAACGGUCGUCUGGUCUACAAACUUGCAGGUGCCAUUCAGCAAACUCGGGAUUCGGCCAUCAUAAGAACCGCAAAGUUUCUAUACAGUGCACUGCCCAGAACUAUUCAGAGCUGCAGUUUCACUACGCAUUCAUACUUUGCGCAAUUGGUACUUUUGUCUUCGAGGCUUGACGGUCCACCGGUGCCUGCUACAGUACUGGACACCACUACGUACCUCGACUCAUACACUGCCAUCAUUUCGGGACUCAUCGAAUGGACGACCAGGCCAGCAUGUAACUGUGGUGGACAUAGAUGCGCAGACAACAUGGCAAUCCGUCCUCUGAAUCCUUACAGCUUCACUAUGAGGACCCGAAAAUCUAAUCGCACUAAACGAUACACGCUUGAAAAGUACGAUUUUGAAGGCAGCUCCGACGAGGAAACUCUCAGGCGCGCUACUCAGAAGACGGAACGAGACGAAAACUUUGAUGAGACUGCCGCUGCUGAGGAAAGCGCCGAAGAGGAAGAGCUCGCUCUCGACCAGGAAGGGGGGCACGAUGAAAAUGAAGAAGUCGAAUCCGAAGGUCCUGUGAGCGAACCUGAUGGAGUGCCAGAUAGGUUUGCGCGACAGCGUGUGAGGCCGAUCAGGCCAUUCAAUGUACGCGCUGCUGGCUUGACAGGGUAUCUCGAUUUGGAGCCUGUAGCAGACGGACGCAUUGUUAGAUCAUACUGGGGACCGUAUGAUCGCGGCUUCAAGGGAAAACAGCUUGUGGAAGCCUGGUAUGGACGACACGAAGAUGGCGUUGGUCUAGUCAAGGGAAUGCUGGACCGUUGGAUGGACUGGACUGUCCUGCCUCCCAAGAUCCCAGCUGAUGAGGGGCAGACAGAUAGAGCUGUCUGGUCGCCCAGUUUCUUCGAACGGGAAGCUUACAGCGCCGAGCAUUGGUAUGAGCGCGUUCAAGAGAGUCUUCCUGGGGUCAACGCAAGGAUACGACUAUCGCCAGAGGAAGCUGAACUUUACCGUUUCCAGAGAGAGCCAAUGCCAGUAUUAUUGGGGCCUUCAACAUCGCAACAAGAGAUCAGAUUCAUGCCCGGGGACGCUUAUGCCAUAUCUCAAGACGGUCUCCCUUUGCAAAAUGACAGCGCACCCGUGGGAUGGAUGUUAGAUGCGGGUGGUAUUGUCACCGGAAUGGACUGGGCGCCUCUCCAUAGCGUCAACGCACCGCAACUACUCGCCAUAUGUGUCAUUCCUCAUUCUGACCAGGAACUAUACGACUAUGAAGAAGAGUGUCUAAGGCCUGACUUUCAGAAGUAUGGCGUUGUACAGUUGUGGGAGUUUGUCGGUGAGAGGCAAGAUGAUGGCUUUGCGCGACCUUCAUUGCAGCCACCCACACUACGCAAAACAAUAUGUCUGGAACAAGGGCGCGCUCGAAGGGUAAGAUGGAGCCCAGCAUGUGGGUUCUUGGCAAUUCUUUGCGACGACGGAAACGUAUAUGUGACUGAAGCUGGUGAUGAUGGAGAAGGGGGUUAUGAAAAGGUUGUCGAGCCAAUAGCAGUAUUUGGCUUCCCAGACGAGGACGCAAAGGCUACAACUUUCACAUGGAUCAACUUCAACAGGCUAGUGAUAGGAUAUACUGAUGGUUCUAUCGCUCUUUGGUCUGUCCGUCCCCAUCGUCUCCUAUCUCGACACCCCGUUCACCACAACAUCGUGGUCGAUCUCGUCUCAGGCUAUCCAGCUAUGCCAUACCUGAUCGCUUCUACUCCAGUCGGUGGCACUGUCAAGCUUCUCGACCUUCGUGCCCCUAGCUACGAAUCCACCGAAGUUCAAAACCUUACAGUCGGAACGCAGCCAAACCUCCUCGGAUACAGCGACCACCUGCUAGGCUUCUUUUCCAUGUACCCAUCUGCGGGUGUUCUCAACACUCAUGUCGGCUUUAUGCAUCAUUCGCAAUUCCCUGUCGCCCGUCGUGUCUUCACUGGAGAAAGCUACCCUUCAUGUUUGGCAGUCGGGCGCACGCACCCAUAUCUCCUUGUCGGGUCCCUAGACGGCUCACUCUGGGCCAUCAACCCUCAAGUCGAGCUCUUCACCACCAGACGCGAACCGACAGAUCGCAUUCGCGUCUGCCAUCACGAACAUCGACCUGGGAAGCUCUUUCCAGCUGACGCCCCCACUGCGGCGCGAGGUAUCUCGAGAAUAGUAACUGGCUUUAUCCUGGAGCGCAGUUUAACAAAGCAUUCAGCUCACAAGCCGCCUGUCAAGAAAGGUAAAAAGCCAAAGAAGAAGGAAACCGACACGGCUGUUGGCGAUGAUGAGGAAGAGGGAGGUGCUAUUAUGGAUCCAACCCGAGCCAUCAUUUAUGAGCCUUUGACGAGGGUUACAGUGGCCGAGUGGAAUCCCAACGAGGAGUACGGCUGUUGGGCUGCCGCAGCUAUGGGGUCCGGUCUGGUACGGGUCAUGGACCUCGGCUUGACACAAACGGAAUGA